CGUACCUUAGCCUACCACAGCUCACUUUUGUCGCUCUUUUUCUCUCCCCACCUGACCGCUACAAAUCCUCUCUAACGAACUCUUCACGAUUUAUUAACAUCUGAAUACUCGCUUCUGUUACAAUUGGACCUUAUAAACAUUCAGCUGCGGCGCUUAAUUCCAACUUUAUGCGAUGGCCCAGGCCGUUUUCGACGAACAUCCUUUGGAACGAUAUCUUAGAGAUGUAGGAGAGGCUCCGGAGCUCAUGCCCGGUGGCUCGUCUGACUUUAUUGGCCACGACGACGACGACGAAGAUGCCCUGUAUGUGGAAUCGGAGGAAGACGUCUCAGACCCAAAGAAUGAACUACUAACAAACUGGUGCACACGCGUACAGUCCAUCGUCUCACAAUUCACCUCUACUUCGCGUCCUUUUGUUGAAAGAUUCAAGUAUGACAUUAUUUCAUCUUCCCUGCUUUCCACUUCGCUUUCGAACUCGCGUCCGGUGCGACUCAUGUCCGAAUCAAUACCUGGGGGAACAUUGCACAGCAGGACGUCUAGCGUCGACCAUUCAUCGCCACCAUCAUCAGCUCCGACAUCAUCACCUCCCGAAUACUGGCUCCCGUCAGUCGCCUUGGCUAUGGUAGUCGUAUUCUCUAGCGCGGAAUACUAUUUCUUAGCGCUUCUGUCGGUCGGGGUGAUGUUUCUCACGGUCUACGUCGAAAAGUUUGAUGCGAAAGGCGAUGUCUCCCCUGUAAUGGAUACUCUUAAAGACCUUAUAUCCGCUAAUGACGCAUGGAACUCGGUUGUGCAUGAAGUCCUGACCCUGGUGGAGAAGGAUGAGAAAUAUUCCUCUGUCCCUUCUUCGCCCUCCUCUCCCCUCCGCGUAGCUCUCAGCUCCACCCUUCACACGACUCAAAUGCAAUCGGACAAUGUACGAAACCUUUUUGCCGCUCUCACUUCUCCUUCCGAGCUAUCCCAGCUCUCAGAGAUGUAUGCCCCUCCAUCACCUCCCCCAAAAUCCUUCCCACCCAGACCCAUCUCUGAACCGGGUUCACGCCGGCUUUCGUUCACCUCUCGGGACAGCAAGCGCUCGACAUGGAAUGGCUCUUAUUCUUCAUUGGCAGUGGCCGGCAGCCCUACGCGCCAGAUUCUCAAAAGAAGAGAAAAGCGUCGUUCAGAUUUAUCUGCUCUCCUCGGCAUUCCUACCAGUCAAAGCGAGCCUGUAACUCCCGUUAGCGCUCUAUCAGGUGUCCAAGAGCAGGAAGAAGAUCACGAUACCAGUGACGAUGAUGAAUUAUCAUUCACUAACCAACCGGAGGGUAGCACACCAUUUGGAAUGGCCGCUCUGGAUCUACGGAGGAGGCGAAAAUCAGCGGGGCUUGAUGCCCUGGGUAUGUCAUUCAACCGCAGCUAUGUUUAUCCACCGCGUAGUCCGAUAUCUACAUCAUCUGCACUCCGUAGUCCGACAGCUAGUGCAUCUAAAUUCACAGCCGUUCAACCUGCGCGUCACCCCCUGUCCCUCUCUUCUCUACAAACGCUUCUCCAAGGUACCCUUGGAUCGAAACGGUAUGCCUGUGCACAUCUACUUGCCCUUCGUUUUGGAGAAGACGAUGAUGAAGGCUACUGGGAAGACGUGCGAUCCGUGAUGGAACUCCUAACGAGUACAUUCGCAGACACUGCUGCGAGACUGACAGAAGCCUUGGAAGAGGCCGAGAGGCUCAAGCUGCGGCUGGAGAACCCCAGUCCGAACUCACUACCUUCGCAUUCACGUUCGGUAAGCCUAACGGGACAAUCAUUCGCCCCUAUGCCCAGCCACAUGUCGCGUUUCGCUGUCCAUGUGGACGCGAUUUCAUCUGCGCUCAAGGACGCGAGGGAGGAUUUGGAUCAGUGCGUCGAUGCCCUACGCGAGGAGUCUCUUUUCCCUCCUUCUCCCCACCCGGCUCUCGAGGCGUACGAGCGCUUACGCCGCGAACUCGGACUAGCCUUACGAGAGUGCGAACGCGGCAGAGAGCGACUCCUGGAUAUUAUCUCACCCCCACGCCUAGAUGAUGAUCCCGAUCCCGAUGUAGAUCCUUUUGGUGGUGAUAGCGUUGGUAUCUCGGAUGAUCUCCCUGGACUUGCGAGUGAUGAUUCCGAUAAGCCUGAUUCUUCCGCGGCCCCUGCAGAAUACGGUGAUGUCACGGUAGAUCAGAACGCAAUCAUCAUGGAGGAACGAUUACCGCCUCCGGGGAUCGAACAGGUGUUCGAGAGCGAAGAAGGAGCGGGGAUGGUGUUUCAUAGGGAAAAGUCAAAGUUGAGCAGGGAGGAGAGGAUCAAGCUGGUAAAACAGAGGAGGGAGCGUGGGGAGACGGCGUUGGUUCCGCGUGAGCAGCCUGAUGAUGGGGGGUUGAAGGUAGAGAAAUGGGGCCCGGGAGGAGAAGUGGUGCAGGAGCUGAAGGAUGUUAUCUGGAAAGUGGGAGAAAAGCGUCGGAGACUGUUUAAUGUUCCUUCUACCGCUCCGCCACCUCUCUUGGACAGUGUUAACGUUAUUUGAUCUCUCUAUCUCUCUCUUCGUUUUGCAUAUCCGCUAGGUUUUCGUUGCUUGGUUUUUCUGGAGUACAUUAUUAUAUCCUGCAUACUAUGCUAUCGACAUGCGUUCAUUUAGUUAAUCAUUUGUAUCCUUAUUCAUCAAUACAGCAUGCUUUUGAACUUGAUUCUACGACUUGUGUACCAUUCAGAAUGAAACUCAAAUGUAGAAGGUUUACAAGCU
Messenger RNA from Desarmillaria tabescens, 2728 nucleotides. RefSeq lists its product as uncharacterized. Lineage: Eukaryota; Fungi; Basidiomycota; Agaricomycetes; Agaricales; Physalacriaceae. The transcript has 3 exons. Bases 173 to 2512 code for a protein of 779 amino acids. The record is from RefSeq and is a predicted model, not a curated record.